GUCUCUCUCUCAUGCACGUAACUGCCAAGAACUGUCGGCAGAAAAGACAGAAAACACCGAGCUGCUAUAAAUCAGCAAGUCCCCUGCACCCUCGUUCUUACAAGGCCUCCAUUUGCAAAGGCCGAUGCGUGGGCUUUCAAACGACAGGGUGGGGUGUGUGGGUUUGUGGAAGGCAAAAGCCUUCGACUCCCAAUCUUGCUAUUCUCCUGCGCCUUUUCUGCGUGGGUCGUUCUGCCCGGGCUCCCCGCCUCCCCAGCCACGCGAAAGCCCCGAGGCGCUUCGGCCGAGCCUGGGUGCGGCUCCUUUGCAGAGACUCGAGGCGAAGCGGCGGCGGAGGGCGGGCUUCGGGGCCGGGCUUGUGCUGACGUUGCCCCCCAUGAUGCCGCUGCCGCCGCCGCCGUCUCUCCGCCUUCCCUUCCGCGAGCAAAGCAGGCCCGGGUCCGUCGCCAGCUGCUGAGAAGCGCUUUGCAUUUGCAUUGCGCCUGGAGGAGACUAGAGCCGCUUUCUUUCUCCCUCGGAUCCUCUGUCUCUCCUCUCCGGCGUAGAGGGAAGGGGUCCCGCCACCAUGACCGCGUCCAUGAGGCAGAGGUUCGACAAGUUCCUGCACGAGAAGAACUGCCUAACAGCCGUGCUGGAAAAAAUCGAGAGCAGGACUGGCGUGAACAGGUCCUUCAUCGCCAUUGGUAAGGAGCGGCGUCUCUUCUCCGUGAUGCCGUCUCUCUUUUUUUCCUCCCUCUGUUCCAAAACCUCCGCUGCGACCCGCGCUGUUCUCCCCCCUCCUCCACCCACAAGGAAACAUCACGUCGACAAGGGCCAUUGUGAUCUUGCGAUGUUCUCCAAAACGAUGAAACUGGAGGUUGUUUCUGAAAGGGAAGAGAGGAAAGAAGCCCUUUUGUUUUGUUACGGCCCCGACGGCCCUGCAUUUAUUUAUUUUUAAUCCUCUCGUUUGUUUUGAAGCGUUUGCAUCUGGCAUCUCAACGCCGAUUCAAACGCCAAAAUGCAAAGCAGCCCGUAAAUGUUCUUAGCACUGAAACAGACGCUUUGCAUAAUAAGGGAGUAUCUAGUCCCCCCCCCACGCAUUCUCCACCCUAGCUUGCUUCGCAAUAAUGAGAGUGAAAGCUGCGUUUCGGAGCCCCCCCCCCCCAGGAUGCCAGGGGUCCUGGGUUGUGGGGAGAAGAGAUUCUGGGCCUCUAAUUGCAAUUAGAGAUCAUUCUAGACAAGAAUUUCAAAAAGAAUGGGGGAAAUGCAGAGAAUACUUCACAAAACAGUGCCCUAAAAUUCACACCUGGACUUGUUUCGAUUAACGUCUGCAGGAGACUUUGUGGCUAUUUAAGUUAUAAUUAGAAAAAUCUUAAUAAUUAUUCAUAAAGGAAACAGCUUAUAAGAAGUAAAUAAGGAUGCCAGAAAUAGGAUAAAGGAAGUCUUUUAUUUGGUUGUUUGUAUUGUUGUAUACUAUGCUUGUUGUUUGUUAUGGUUGUGUCUGAUGGGGGUGGAUUUCUGUGUUGGGGGGGGGGUUGUGUUACGUUGUAAAUAAAAUUUCCAAUAAAAAUUUAUUUAAAAAAAGAAGAGGAGAUUCUGGGCCUCGGCACCUGCCUCUCUCCCUCUCCCUCUUGGGCGACAUUUAUGGCAGGAGAAGGCGCAUAUUAGGCACCGUGUCCAAGGAGGGGGGGGAGCAGGAGGUGGUGCGGGAGUCUCAGCCCUUGGGAUUGAAUGUCCAGCAGCAGCCGCCGUAAAACGGGCUGGUCUCAGGUUACAACAGCCCAGCUCCUUCCCCCGCCUCCUGCUUCAUCUCUCUUGCUCUUAUGCCGUGUUGGUAAAAAAAAAACAACCCACCACCACCAGAUUUUUGUAUGUAUUACUGUGCCCCGACAGAAGCAGGAGGGGGAACCCCAGCCCUACUUUCGAUGCCUUUGGAGGGAAAUUACUGGUGCCUUCUGAGAAAUUCGGGGGAGGAGGAGGAGGGGAAGAAAGAGAAAGAAACUCCCACAAGAUGGUUAUUGACUAGCUGACGUGUCUGGGCUGGACUAAGUAUCGCUUUGUGUCUCGGAUCUGCCAUGUACCCUUUCAGUAUCACAGGUUAGCUUCUCCUGCCACCCCCAUGAGGGUUAAACUUCACGGUAAACAGCGGGCAGGAUGUGGUGCCCCAGUUCUCCAGGCUUGCGUUGGGGGCUGUGGUGGUUGUGGGUUGAGCCCCGUGGAAGGAAUUCAUCAGUUUCCUUCCCGCCUCAGCAGCCCUUAAGGAAACUUCCAUCUUUAUAUAACUCAGCCUUUGCUUUAUUGUGUGCCUAGGGAGGGCUCCUCUCCGCCCCGACUGACUUUCUGCUUUCUUUCUCAGCCAUUGGUGCCGCGCUAGCCAUCUAUCUGGUGUUUGGUUAUGGAGCGUCCCUCCUUUGCAACUUGAUUGGGUUCGCUUAUCCUGCAUACAUCUCGUAAGUUGUUCGGAGAGAGAAGCCUCUUCCUCUUUCUGUGUAAUGGAACUGCAUGUUGAAACUGAUAACUUUGGAGAGGGUGGGCCAUGUGCUACCGAUUUCCUUUCCUCCUCCCUCCCUAUUUUUUUUUUUUUUGCCAGUUGCAAGUGGCUGCCAAACCUUCAAGGAAUUGUUUUGGGUUUUUUCUUAAGGCAAUUUCAGAACUUGCCAGGCCCCUCCCUGGAUAGGGCUACAGCAUCCUUAGAGCUUACGGUAGUAGUGAGAAGCUUCUGCCUCACUCAGUAGGCUGACCCUCAACUCCCAAUCUUGCCAUUGCCCUGUGCUGUAGAAUCAGAACUCACUGGAGUCGGAGGAGUCAGCAGAUGGACUGUGACGUUGUGGGUGAUGGGUUUGCACGAUUUAGGCAUCUUAAGGCCACAAAAGGUUUUGGAAAUAAUAGAACUCUGUCUGGAAGGAAAGGUUACCUUAACAAUUUCUGUUGCAAUGAAAAUUUUGGCUCUGUGCCCUGAAAUGUUGAUGAUGUCACUUUGAAACUGUGGGGGGGGGGGUAUUUGAGCAAAUGUGUGGGCCUCCUCUUUUUUAAAAACAAGAGAGACGUUUCGAUCCAGCCAAAGUUAAGCAAUUAUUUCAGGGUUUUUUAGACUGUCUUCCCCUUCUUUACAAGAUGUAGCCUUAAUACACAUAAGAACAGGGCAUUUUGUUGGCUGCUGCAACAUUGGGCUCAUCUAAUGGGAACUUGACCAAAGGCUGAAUGUUAACAACUGGUAUGGAUUAGGAUGAGAGCCGCGCCUUAAACGUGAUGGAAAAGACUGCAGUUUCGCAAUCUUCUUGUGAAACGAGCACUGCGUUGGGAAAGGCUGGUGAGAAUUUCACAUGUGAGUGCCCUGUCUUAAGUGCACCUGUAUGUUCUGGAAAAGCUAAAGUGCUUUCUCACAUCCCUCGACAUCAAGUGAGAACUUGUAGGUGUGAACUUGCCAGCACAGAUCAAAGAGAGCUUUCCUCAUUAGCCUUGCAUCACUUCUCAGACAACUGAACUUGGGUAAGACAACAUGGGUCCAUGUGUUCUCUCUUCACAACCCCCCACCAACCGGGAUAAUAGCACUAUUGCUAUAGAUUUAAGUUUAAGAAAUCACAUAAUGGGGAAAGUUAAAGCCUUCCACCCGCACUGUGGUCAGUUCAGAUCCUCUAGCCCAGCCGCUUUUAACAACAACAAAGAAGACAGCAUAGAAUAAGAGAAUUUUAGAGCAGGAAAGGAUGAUCCUAGUUAUUUCUGUGAUUGACUCGUCCAUGCUUUGCAGGACCAAACAGUUUUUAUGUUGUCACUUUGACAAUGUGAAGAUAACUGCAAAUAGCUCGCCGGAGUCUUGCAACAUGGUUUGCUUCAUCUUGGGAGUUGCAUAGCAGAAGUCUGUGGAAAGUGUUCUCUUAUGGUGAGACUCUGCUAAUCUGGUUACCUUCCAGCACAUCUCCCUGGGGUUUCAGACACUUUAUGUAACAGACAGGACUAAAAUUCUCUCUCUUAAAACUAGGCAGGUGGCCAUAUGUGGCCAUAUGUUGUCCGCUGCUGCUGUAGACUGCAGUGAGCUAAAUGGAUCGAUGGGCAGUAUUCUAAGCAAUCUAAGCAGAACACUGUCUAAGCAGUGUUCGAAACUCCCAUUGUUCUAGGCGCAUUUUGCGACAGGGAAUUUCAUUAGCGUGAGCAGUUUCUGAGCUGUGGCCGCAGUACUGUGCCUAAGAUUUCAGAUUAAAACUGCAGAGUGGAAGGAAAAGAGGGCCUUUUUCUGCCUCCCCACUUCCAGCUACUCUCUGAAGACUGGAGGAGAGACCCUCUUAAGAAUAUUAGGGGGGAGAACAGGGGAAGGACUAGACCAUGUGCAAAAUGAACAUAAUAUUUUAGCUGCAAUUUAUUCAUUUUCAGAUUUGUAUUCUUGUUAUUAAAAAAACACACCUGGACAUUCCGUUGGUGCACCUAGGUUGAAGGUGCCAUUUAGCUCCCAGCUUUCAUAUCUCAGUUUCUAACACUGUGCCUAAGGCAGAUGCCAGUGCCAGAGAAUUACAGAUCAUGCAGGUCAUAUCCACAUAUUAUAUUUAAAACACAUGGCUCCCCCCCCCCCCCAAAAGAUACUGGGAACUGUAGUUUAAAGGUCUCUUAGAGGUAAACUAUAGUUCCAAGGAUUCUUUGGGAGAAGUCAUGUGUUUUACAUGUAUGGUAUGUGGGGGGGGGCACAGUCUUAAUAGAGGUAGGUUCAUACCUUCCUCUUCUGCCUUCUAUCUUAUUUUCCUAGGUACUAUACUGCAUUCUGCUCUUGUGGUCAGGUGCUAAAGCUGUUAGCCAACAGCACAGACAUCUCCCAUGCUGCAUAUUUUUAUUCAUUGUUGGACUUUUCAGGUUCCUUCUCACCUCAUUGUGAAUAAUUGAAUUAUAUUGGUGACCAGCGUCUCUGUACAAGGCAAGGCCAAAAGGCGAAUUAAGUUGGGAAACCCUGUCCCACUGGUUUAAUUUUGUAUUUCUAUAACACAUGUAUUGUCAUAAGACUGAACUUUGUGGAUUUCCAGACACUCUGGUAAAUCACUUUCCAUUAAUUGCAUCAGCCUUCUUUUUCUUUUCUUAGUAUUUCUGGGCUCUGCCUAAAUAACUGGGCAAAACUGAAAGUAGUUGAAAGUUCAUUUAGCAUCUCAAAGGUAUUUGAAUGUUUAUGACCUACAUAGAACACCAGAGGGAAAAUAUGCGUAGAUUAAAUAUAAGUAACAGUAAAAAGAAAGAAAGAAAAGUGGGUCAGAACACUAGAGGAAAAAGGGAUUCCUACUUGGCUUUGCAAAAGGGCUGUGAAUGAAUGUAGUCGUGUAAAUUCUGGAGCAUUUCUGUGGCAAACUCCGUUUAGAAACAGCACAUGUAGAUCCACAAUUAUUCCUGUAGGUUGGGAGAGGACAGAAGGAGUCUAUCACGUCUGUUACCCUGCUUUUUCUCCCAAGGAUAAGGUUACCAGAUUUUUUUCAAUGAAUCUGGGGACACUUUUCAACUUCCUACUAAAUAGAUGGACUUUGUCAGGGGACUGAUUUGUAAAUCCGGGGACUGUCCCCGGGAAACGGGGAUGUCUGGUAACCUUUCCCAAGGAGCUCUUCAUAACCAGCUUAAUAAGAAAAGGUCCACAGCACCACCCAGAAUGCUUGCUGUGACAGUGCCCUUUUCAAUGGUGAGGAGAGGAGUCCUGGCCUUUAUCUCCUGCUUGGAAGUGGAGUUUUAUUUUUUUUUUUUAAAGCAAUUUAUUGGAUUUUACAAUAAGAAUAAGUGUAAUAAACAAUAUAACAUUCGUCUUAACAUAAUUUCACAUUUUCUUUGGACUUCCUCACACCUCCCGCUCCCACCUUCAUCAUUAUAACAUUUUGUCAGCAAUUUAUCAUCUUAUUUAAGUUCUUAUAUCUCUUUGGUAUUUCAUAAUCUUAAAGUUCUCAUAAAGAGUUAAACUUUCACAGUUUUUCUUACUUUCUUAAAAACUACUAAGUUAAGUGGUGCUCAGUUAUUUAGUCUAGCAUCUUAUUCAGCAUUCAGUCAAAUCACAAUGUUUUUGUAGAUAGUUCUUAAAUUUCUUCCAAUCCUCCUCGAUUCUCUCUUCUCCCAGGUCACGGAUUCUGCCAGUCAUUUCAGCCAGUUGCAUAUAGUCUAUCAGUUGCAUCUGCCAUUCUUCCAGUGUGGGUAGAUCUUGAGUUUUCCAAUGUUUUGCGAGUAGUAUCCUUGCUGCUGUUGUUGCAUACAUAAAAAUGUCUGGUCCUUCUUUGCCACCCCUUGGCUGACAAUACCCAAAAGGAAAGCCUCUGGUUUCUUAGUGAAAGUAUAUUUAAAUACCUUUUUCAAUUCAUUAUAAAUCAUUUCCCAGAACGCCUUCACUUUAGGGCAGGUCCACCAGAGGUGAAAGAACGUUCCUUCACACUCUUUACAUUUCCAGCACUUGUUAUCAGACAGGUGGUAAAUUUUUGCGAGUUUGACUGGGGUCAUAUACCAUCUAUAAAUCAUUUUCAUUACAUUUUCUUUCAAAGCAUUACAUGCUGUGACAGUGCCCUUUUCAAUGGUGAGGAGAGGAGUCCUGGCCUUUAUCUCCUGCUUGGAAGUGGAGUUUUAGAGGCUGCAUCACAACUGGAGGGAGGAUCCCUGUCAGUUUGCAUUUCUUAGUUCAGAAAGUAUUGAUCUCAUCUGUAAAGAUCUUUCCUAUUCUUUUCUAGUCUGAUUAAUACAAGAAGCUACUAGAUGAUUGUUUGGGUUAUAUCUUCUGGGAAGCUGCUUUGAACUGGUUCUCAUAUCUCUAUUCUGCAGAGUCGUGCUGACUAUAAAUAUAGGCCAAAAGGACCCUGGGUCUUUACUUUUCUCCUUUCUUUCUUUCUUUCUUUCUCUCUCUCUCUCUCUCUCUCUCCCUCUCCCUCCCUCUCUCUCUCUCUCUCCUUCUCCGUUCCUUCUGGUGUGGUGUUUCUUAGUGUUAAGGUUUAGUCUUAUUCUGAGUUAAGUUUAUAAAUGCUGCAACUGGAUUUUGUAUGGACUGAGCCAAUCCUGAUUGUAUUGGAUUUGAUAACCAUUACGCUACAUUUGCCUUCAGCACAAGUAAAGCUCUGCUGAAUGAAGUUCUAUUGCCUCUGGUCUAUUUUUGGGAACUCUCUAACAUGUUUAAGGUUUUCCUCCACAUGUAUGAUGACAUAUGACAAUCCCACCCCUUGCUUCAGCUUGCUCCUUGGGGUUGGAUGACAGAGGUGCUUGGGGCACCUUGGCCACCCAGCACCAAAACAAACACCAGCCUUUCCUUUUAGCUCCAGAGAGAAAAGCCUUGUCUACUCCGAGUUCCUUGCCCACCCAGGCAGUGGACCCACUCAAUGCCUCGUCUGCCCACUGCAAACGUAAGCCCCUGCUGCAAACGCGGGAGCCAGGAAAAUGUGUGGGAAUCAACUGAAGCUCAGUGUAACUGCAAGGACUGUCCUUUUCCAGAUCCUUGCUAGAAGCUGGGGGAAGGGAGCAGGACUCAUUCAGAGGUGUUGCAUAAGGUUAGGAACAAGGGGCCACUUGUGGCUUUUCUACUAAAUUGUAGCUCAUCUAUGAGGCUAGCCAAAAUGUGUGGACCAUUGUUUAUCAGGUAGAUUAGGCUGAGUGUGUGUGAUUAUCCCUGGGUCACCUUUACCACACUAUUUGAGUCACUCUUGUGACUUUGCCUCCUUGUCCACCGUGCUGGGUGGUGGGGAGUAAAUGCCUUGUAGGAAGGACUUGUAGGGAAAGCCAGCUACCCUCUGUCUCUUUCUUGCAACAGAAAUUUAUUCCGUGCUUUUCAGUGCUCUGCUGUUGAUUUGCAGUAUUCUCAAGUCAGCCAGAAACCGUUCCACUAAGUUCACUGUGUCUCUAGCAAAACAGCAGCUACCCAUAAAAGUCCAUGGGCUGAUAGUGUCCCAUGCUUAUGUGGCUUUUCGUGUUAGGCUGCAUCAAAGCUUCUUUGAACCUGGUUAUUAAUUUCCCUGUCCAGUAAAAGCAAGAAUGUUUUUGCCUAAUUCCACACCUCAGGCAUUGUCUUCAUCUGCACAUCAUGGUAAACCGGGUGGCUGGGGAAUCUCCAGUCCAUGGGCCUAAUCCAGUCCACCAGCUCUCCUCAUUUUACCCACCAGGAUAUUUUUAAGCAAGCUGCAGCCACCUGUCCUACAAUUAAUGUCACCAGGUGUAGGGAGGCAAAGGCUGGGAUGGCUUGGUUGACAGGGGCCCUGCAGGCACUGCCGGCCAGCUGUCUGCCGGCCACCUUGGAAGCACUGUGCAAAGGGCUUUCUGAGUCCUGCAUUCAGUGCCUCCUUUGGAAAGAAAGAAAAAAUUCCUUCUUUGUUCGACAUGGCAUUCGUUUCUUUCCAAACCCACUGAAUUGGCAACUUGACUGAGUUCCCCAUGGGAAACUUGAUCGUAUAGCUGAUCCUUGCAGAAAGCAGCUCUGUGGUUGGUGCUCAGCUGAACAUAGGGCUUCCCAGGCACCCAACAAUCAAUCAGCUACUGCCUGUCAGCUGAUAGGCGGUAACUGGAAGCCCACUGGAUCAGUUGCACAAGGACACUGUUGCAAAGACAAUCCCUGAAGCAGGCUUGGAGUUACUGCCUGUCAGCUGAUGGGCGGUAAAUCUAGGCCUCACCGGUGCUUCAAAGCACUAUGCAGGGUUAUUUGCAAACACUGAAUGGUGCUUUGACGUCCCUGUGCUGUAGAUGAUUAUCUUCUGGAAAUAAAUUUGACAGGUGGCUGGCCUCAUGUUCUGUAACCAAUGUUUGUUCUUGGCUUACUUGUAAUUUGUUUGAGAGAAACGAACCAUGAUCCCAGACAGAGAUUCUCACCAGGGAUCUCCUCAUCCAGCAGGGAUCUCCUUACCCACAAUAAUACAAUGUCUCACCCACAAUAAUAAUUCCUGGUUUGGACAUAAUUGCUAAGCCAGAGACAGUGGCAUGUUUUUCUCUGUGUGGUAGCAGGACGGGGCAGAUCAGCCCAGAUCAAUGUGUUCACAGUAACCAUUAACUACGGUUUACCCCAAUGUGCAAACUGGGUAAGGAUCGAAAGGGGAGCUCUGUUUGUUUGUGCCUGUUCAGUGUGCUGAAGUCUACGUAUGGUACUGGAAAAUUUGACAACAGUCUUCAAACUUGCCUUACCUAAAGUGAGAAAAAAUGGCCUCCAUGGUGGAUCACCAAUCUUAUAAUAAAACACAUGGCUGUGAUUUUUUCCAGAUGAAAGCCUGCAUCAUGCUCUGCUUCCUCAUAUACGUUGCUACAAUCCAGCCUUCCCCAGGCAGGUGCUCUCUAGAUAUUCUGGACUGCUGCUCCUAUCAGCCCCAGCCAGUAUGGCCAGAGGUUGGGGAUGGUCAGAAGUGAAGUCCAAAACAUCUGGAAGGAAUUAGGUUCGGAAUGGAUGCUAUAGUUUAAGUAACUACUUGACAUUAAAAACAAGCCUGCAAUUAUAAGGCAUUGCAUCAUAAUGUUUGGGCACAGCCCAGCUUUCAGUCUACUCUGCCUUCUUAGAGAUCAUAAUAUAUACAAUAUAUUUGCUUUGGGCACACUGGAUAGUUGUUCUCGAGUGUCAAGUUGUUAGAACAGUGUGACAAUUUCAACUCAUCUUUUCAAGAAACCUGCCAAUAAAUCUAGGUCAGUGAGAGUCUUUUAAUUUGAAUUUCAAAAUCUCCCCACCCCAAGGCCUCCUGAACACAAUUCAGCAACCUCCAAUUUAUAUUCUCAUUUGCUCAACCAAAUUAGGUUUUGCAUAUUGUGCUUGGUACAUUCAGCCCCAGUGAAAAACCAGUGAAAUUGGUUCGGGAUAGGAUUAUCUCUCCAUAGAGCUGGAGGUAUAAAUUGACAGCUUCAGCAAAGUCCUGAUUCAGCAGAUCUCUACCUGGGAGAUUUAGGCACUUAAAAUGGAAGAAAAUGUUUCUUUGGCAAACAUAUUAAAACUGAUUCCGUGGCAACCACUUCUUGCCCCAGGUCAGCAGUCAAGUGGCUUCACUUCAAAGCAUUUUUGACCCAUCCCAUUUUUACUGAGCUGGUGGGAAAAUCCUCCCUCUGAUCACUCUUUCAAGACAUCACUAAAAUAUUAUUCCUUAUCUACAUUAGUCAUAUCUUGGGGACAGAAUAAAAGAGUGUGAUGGUACUUGCCCAGAGGGUGGGGGGAAAGGUCAUUGCACUGCCCUUUAUCAUCUUACAGCAGGAAAGAUUAUGACGGGGUGUGUCUGUUAUCCCAGAAGCACUGGAACUUAAACAUUUCUUCCCAGUUGCAGAGUAGAAAUUUAGUGUCCAGAUGUGUUAUUCAUUCUCUCUUCUCCCCCUCCUCCCCCCAGAACAAAACCUGUUCUUCUAGUUUCCAACUUCUGUUGUUUUUGAAGUGCUACAUGUUUCUGUAGGUCAAACAUAUAUAUUACAAGUCGGUUUCAGAGUCUCUUCAAAUCUUACCUACCCUUCUGGUCCAUCAAGGGCAGGUGUUUACAAGUAUUCGCUGUGUUCAAAUAUACCUUUCGGGCGGGGGGAUGGGGGAGAUGGCAAGAACUGGGAAAAGUUUAUGAUUGGAAAGCAGUAACAAGCAAACACCUGUAGAAAGCUCUUGUGGCAGAAAGCUCUUGUGUUGUUUGAAGCAGAAAAGCUGUUCUGACAAGAUGGCCAGAGGCAACUGACAGCUGCCUCACCAAACUCCCACGCCUACAUUUAUCUUAAUACAACAGGCAACAGGAAGCAGCCUAAGAAAAACUAUAUGGUGCAGCUACACGUUUAGUCUUUAAACCAUUUUCUGGAGUGUCACAUUGAUUUAGAUAAAUCUCAGCACCACCACAUCCCCAAAAUCCUAUUGGCUCACUCCAGUUAGGUGCAAGUCUUUUUCCUGUAUCCUGGUAGGAAUUUUGAAUUUCGAAACAGCUUGAUUUCACUUUGCACUGGGUUUUCAUAUCUAAUGGAUAUGCAAAUGGCAUAAUUACAGGCUUUGUCUGGUCUUGAAAAAGAACAGUGUUUUCCAACAGAAUAACUUAGUAUAAGUGAUCAUUAAAAUAAUUAUUCACAUUUAAGAGGCAGCAGCAGCAGCAGUUUUGGUUUUGACAGCGUAUAAUGUGAGUGGUUCUUAAUAGCUCUUGAUGUUUCAUAAUCCACCAAGGUGUUUGGUAGCCUUUCAAUAUAAUGGGGAGGGAGUACAUUCUCAAUGGGCUUCCUGCAUCUGAGCUUUUCAGGGAGCCUCCUGGGCUGUGGACCCCCUGAAGUUUGUGAAACAUGUGGAAUCUACCCUUGCUCAAAGUGUGUUUUAUCUUCAUGGUAUCACUGGAACUUCUGAAUGUUCUUAAGUGUACAACUUUGCUACCUGAUCAUGUGUAUAGCUAAACUGGUGCACACAGUAGCUUAUACCACCACGACCAUAUCACUAUCGUGUGCCUCAAACAGGAUGCCACCUCCCCAAACCACCUGCAAGACUAUGCCAGCCUUGGAGCCGGCAUAACGUAUCCCCACUGCCCCAGGCUGCCAUAGAGAAAAAGAAAAAGAUGCUUCCUCCAUGUUCUGCCAACAGGGUUUAAAAAGUGAUAGUUCGCUGCUACAUUAUUUUACCGCCACCAUUUAGGAUUGUUUUUAGGAUUGUUACUAGCAAACCAGAUUUUGGUGGGAAAUUGAUGUAGAGUGCGUUUAGUUUUGCAGCCCAUUCGUAUCCCUAGUACGGAUGUUAUAGAAGAUUGUAGCUGUAACUGUAAAGAUAAUGCUAAAAAAGGAAACCUAGGGCAGCUGCUUUGCCUGCGAGCACUCAGUUUGUGAACUGCCCCGAGAUCUACGGAUGAAUUGUGGUAUACAAAUUUAAUCAACAGCAACAACUGGAGUAGAUCUGUGACCAUGUGUGUAUGUGUUGUAGAGGGAAUGAGCUGACUUACCCUUUUAAUGUUUUUCUUUCAGCAUCAAGGCUAUUGAAAGCCCUAACAAAGAUGACGACACACAGUGGCUGACCUAUUGGGUUGUGUAUGGCGUCUUCAGCAUAGCGGAAUUUUUCUCUGACAUCUUUCUCUCCUGGUUCCCUUUCUACUACAUGAUUAAGGUAUGUUUCCUUGUACCCUCAACUGUAGCCUGCAGUGUGUUGUCAGCCUACAGAAUUUACUGCCACAAGAGGGUAGUGAUAGCCACCAGCUUGGAUAGGUUUAAAGAGGAGAAUAAGGCUCUUAAAGGCAACAAACCAUGAUGGUUGUGUUCUGGCUCCAUCAUCGGCUGUGUGCUUCUGAAUACAAGCUGGAGAUCACAAGCAGGACAAAUGCUGUUGCACUCAGCUUCCGAUUGUGGGCUUCUCAUUGGGAUAUCUGGCUGACUACUAUGAGAACAAAAGGUUAUAGACUAGAUGGGCUGUUGGUCUGAUCCAAGAAGACUCUUUUCGGUUCUUACGUUUGGCUUUUAAAGUCCAUGAUGCAGGCGCUUCUUUUAUACCAUCUGCCGUGCAGACAUACCAAUGUAUUCCCCAGGUUUUAAGAAGCGACCUACUGGAUCAGAGCAAAAGGCUGUCUAGAGCAGCAUUCUGUCCCCCACAGUGGCCACAGAGCUGCAUCUAGGAAGCAUCUUACAAGCAGGGUGUGAAGGAAGGAGUCUUCUCCUGCUAGUGCUUCCCAGUAACUAAUAUCCAUAAGCACAUGGUCACUGGUCUUGGAAGUUUCAUAUAGGAUUGAACAGGCAUGCUUUCCGCUUAUUGGCUUCAGCAUAGGACUGUGACCUGUUCAAAUAACUCUUAGGUGCAUGUUGCACUAAGUGUCAUUUGCAUGGGUUUUCAAAUGUGAACCACACAUGUAGUCUUUAUACAGCACUUUAGAGUUUUCAAAGUGCUUCAAAUACAUUAUCUUACUGCAAUCCUUACAACAGCCCUGUAUUUUGGGGAGGGGGGUGAAGCAGAGGCACCAGAGGUGAACUAGAGGGAUAUGCUUAUGGUCAUCUAUUGCCAUGGCAGAAGUGAAAUUCAAACACGGAGACUCUGGAUUUAUAGCUCUGUGUCUUAGAUCAUAUGCUAUACCAGCUUGUCCUGACAUGAGCAUUACAGAUCUUUCUAUGCCACUAAUGAUAGGCAGUGUGAUAAAAUCUGGUUGGUUUCCUGAUUCUUUCCUUCCCCCCCCCCCCCCCCUAUUUUUUUGCAGUGUGGAUUUCUGGUAUGGUGCAUGGCUCCAAGUCCCUCAAAUGGGGCAGAGCUGCUUUACCACCGAAUUAUCCGCCCCUUCUUCCUGAAGCAUGAGGCUCAGCUGGAUAAUGUAGUAAAGGAUCUGAAAGACAAAGCUUCAGAGACAGCAGACACCAUUACUAAAGAAGGUGAGGUCUAUAGGGCCAGUAUAUUCCAAUAUUUUUUCUGCCCUGGCUAGACUACUUUGUGGAUAACUGUGAAUAUUUAGCUGGUUUUGAACAAAGGUGGUGGGGGUGGGGGGUGGGGAGUGAUGCGGUGAGAUGUACUAUGGCAUGUGGGUCUAUUUUAUUUGAGUUAAAUCAUACGAUUUACUGCCAUAUUACGUUAAGGAAGAGACACAAUAAAACCCAAGUAGCUCUUGAUGGGAUGUGUCUGUGUUUUCCUCUUUUGACCAUAGUGAGUAGCAUUGGCUUUGACCUGAGCAGUAGAGGCAAGUUUCAUGGACACCUGGGAUUGCAUCAAAUAAGCACCGAAUCAGGUACUUGAUGCUGAAAAUCCCAGCUCAUUUUUCAAAGACAAACAAAGUAUCUAACCCAGGGGAGUGAAGCCCUCCAAAUGUUGUGGACUCUCAUCAGCCACAGCCAGCAUGGCCAAUGGUCAGGAAUGAUGGAAACUCUCGUCCUGACAUCAUCUGGGGGAGCCCAUGAACGUUUGAGUUGCACAGAAAAUACCUUAUGAAAUCUCAAAUAUGGGAGGGGAGAGAAUGUUGGGGUUCAGCAGAAGUCCCGCAGGAUAGGUAUGGUUUCCUCAGCCACCUUGUUGUUCAGCGUGAAUAACAGCAGCAAGAUAAACAAUUCUAUGCAAAUAUAUUUCAUCUGCUUAAUUUAGACAGGUUGCAGAGUUUUUAGCACUGGGCCAUUUAAAAAAUAGCACACCCAUAACUCCGAAUAUUGAUGUGGGCAUUUUCAUAGCUGCGAUAAUUCCAGCUGCUGAACAAUAGUAAUUCAGCAAUGCCAUUAUAAUUAAAGCUCCUUACGAGGCCCUUUGUCUUUGCCAAACAAGAUAUGGUGGGCAUGUACCAAAGAGGGUGGCACCUCUUCUGGAAUGUCCUCCUCAGAGAGGCUUGAGCAACACCUGCAUUGUGAUCUUUUCAGCACCAGGUAAACACCUCUUUGUUUCCCCAGGCUUCCUGAUUUUAAGGGUUGUGGGUUUUUUUAGUGAUCUACGGAUUAUUUGGGAGUCUUACUAAGCUUUCAAGAUUAGCAAAAUUUUGGUGCUGCUGUGAGAUUUUAUCUCUACAUAGAUUUUCUCUCUGCUAUUUUUAUGAUGCAUUGUUAUGGCUCUCUUUGUGCUAAAUUGUUUUACUUUUAUUGUAGCUGGCCAGAGAAAUAUUGUUGUGCGGUAUAUAAAUGCCACUUUCUUCUUCUUCUUUCAGCUAAAAAAGCAACAAUAAAUUUACUGGGCGAAGAGAAGAAGAGCACUUAAAACGGUUAACUGGAAGAUAAGUUUCCUCAUCACUUCCCUUAUGCAGCUUGAUGUUACUGGGGACUGUGAUAUAGUAAUUUGAAUCUUGUUGCCUUGUAAACAUUUUUUUAUUUUAUUAAAGGAAUGUGUUGUAAGAUUGCUUGCUUUUGCAGUUCUCUGUAUUGAAAGUAAGCAUUUUUAUUUAAAACCAGUGCAGUGGGUAGCAUCUAAAGCUUACAGAUUAGUUUAUUCAUCUCCUGAGCAGAGAAGGGACUUUCAAUACUGUCUUGUCUUGCAGUUAACGUAAACUUUAAAUAAAGUAUGCCCCAGGUUCUGACCAUUACACUUUGUUUCUUUGUGCAUGCAAUGUCCAUGGUAAAAGCUCUGUUGCAUAUCUGACAGGUUCCCACUGUAAUGUAGUUUGAUAGCAAAGCAUAAUGACAAAUGCUUUUCAUGCCAGUGUGUUUAUGCAUAUAGAAGGUAAAAAAAUCAAAAAGCCUUAUGUUAAUGUGUAUUCUUACACUCACGCCUCUAACCGUGUUGUAAACAGUGAAGACUGGUUAUGUACGGUGCUGAAAACAAAUAUUCCUUAUUGUUGCACAGACUGCUUGUAACUUGCAGUAUUUCGUCAAGAGUGUGUAUCUAUGGGAAUUGCCCUUAAAACACUGCGAAGAACACUUUGUUGUUUAUGACCAGAGUUGCAAUGGUUGAAUAUACAUACCGAAUGGAUGUAUGUGAAAAGGAAGUGAGAUAAUGAUGCCUAGGUCUGUACACUCAUCUGGGCCUUAUCCUGUGGCCUGUGUGGAAUAGCUGCUCUGCAGUGGAGCCUCCUACUGCUGUUGAUGCACAUGUGUGAUGUACGCUGAAAUAUGCUCAUGAAUAUUUGCAACAACAAAAAACCCCACAAUAACCAAGGUCUCACUAUGUGGCAGCUAGCAGGUGCUCCUGGGCCCUUCUCUAGGCAUUAAAAAGCCUUGCUUGUUUCUUUUUAGUUAAGGAUUGCCAGUGGAACCAAAGGAUGAUGAUGUAUUCUUACAAAGAAAAGCAGGUAGAUUUACACCUAUUGUUAGGGUUACUAAACAUGUGACGGUUUAAAAAAGAAAGAUAAGAAAGCCAAUUGAAGAGUAGUGUCCACAAGAGGCAGACGUUCAAAAAAUACUGAAUAUUUGAAAAAUAUCUAGGAUAAUUUAAAAAGAAUUUAUAGGUAAUGAGACAAAAACGGAAAGCGAUAUUGUGUCUGGGAUAAAUAACACCUAUGUGAAAGAGAAAGAAUGAGGAAAGAAGGUAUCGCAUAAAUAAAUGCUAUCAUUACACAUGAGAUUUUUAAUUGGGAUAGUGGAAGAAGCAAAGCAAGUCACACCAACACUAAGCAGCGAAGUGGUUGCAACAGAAGUCAGUGAACAGGGUAUCUGCCAAAACAGGCCUCUUUAAUAUUUGUAUACGUAUUUAUUUUUUUAAACCGCUGUUUGGACCUGAUUUUAAACCCCAUUUUGGAAAGCACCCUGAUAUACUCUACCAAACACUGUCCCUCUUCAGCAUCCAUUCCUUCCUAUCGGGCUCGGCACAGAGUGUUACUGGUGGUUAUUUGAAAUCUGCUUUGCACGUAAAGUCGAAAGAGCUUCCCUGCAACUUUGUAGAAAAGAAACUAAGAGCUUCCUUGCAACUUUGUAGAAAAGAUACUAAUCAAUACAGGUAAUGCCUGGCUUGGUUCAGUCAAGACAGCCAUCUAGGUUGGCAUUCUGCCUCUACCACGGAACAGCCACAUGCCCUUGCAAGCUUGCCAGCAAGACAGAAUGGUAAUAACCAGCUUCUGCCUAUUUGGUAGCCAGACUGUUCCUGUUACCAAGGUUUCAUUUUUCAAAUGUAAGAUUCAUAACAAGCCUAUUCUCUAUACUAUCAAAGCUAGUGUUCACUACCAUAUCUUCUAAAUAAGUCAACUGCACUGCUUUUCUCUUGGUGACCAAUGUCCGAACGGUAGCACUACUUAAUGCCAAAUCAGCAAUGAGGUAGCGAGAUGUGGAGGGAAAGGACUUGCCCCUUGACUUAACCGAGAUUUAGCAGCAAAGGAAAGCCAGAGUACUGUAUUUUAAACCUUAUGUUUGAUACAAAUGCUUUUGAUGUGCAUCCAAGCAAGCACAUGAUAUACAUAUGUACAGAAUGCAGGUAAAGGGGGAGGUAAUGUGCAUCCCUACAUCCUUAAGGAAUGAUGCGCUGGUAGUUAACACUUGGUUGAUGUAUAUGCUUCUCAAUCAAGUUUGUUCCAUUCUGGUAGUAGACCUGUAAAGGGCUGCUACUGCCUAUUACAAACGUGAAACACCAGUGGUGCUAAAGGUCUUGUGUAACAACAGAGGAACAAUUUAGCUAGUGCGUCCACCCUUAGCAGAUGUUUCUAGUUUGGAAAUUAUUUGUGUCAGCUUUAAACUACCUUGAAACUGAUGACAAAAUAAGGCCACACUGGUGGGCUUCAAGUUUGUUCAUAAGCAUUUAAAACCAGUCUGAAAGAGUCAGAAGAUGCUAACAUUUUAGCUGCAGAGCAGUCUUGCAUGCUGUAAUGUUUUAUUUCUAUUGCAUUUUUACGUGCUUUUGAGUAAUUUAUGUGGAAGCUGAACUGAUUAAAUUGCUGCCAUAUUAGAUAGAUUGUAGGGCAAGGUGCAAGCGAGUGUAAAUUUGUGAAGCUCAGAUGAUUUAUCCUCACAUAGAAACAAAAUCUAGUUAUAUAUACAUUUAAAGUAUCUCUUCAAUUUGCAAACAUAGCAGAACAAAGUAUCAGCAGCCUUACAUCAAUGUAUCCAUCACAUACAAAAAACUGCACGGAACUUGAUGUAGCCAGAGGAUGCUUUGAGCCAUUGUAGAAGAGGGUCCCCUCACAGCCACCUGUACCUCCCCAAAAUCUGCUAGUGAAGGUUAGGGGACCCUUCAGAACUAGGGGGUAGACACAAGGGGGGCUUGCAGAAGAAAAUCAGUAAGACCACCUCCCCCAUCCACCCUCCUGCAGUAGGUAUGUCUGACAGAUCUCAGUCCCUUCCGCAAAUGGGACGUGUUCUGUUUAUAGAAGGGCAGCUCUGGAUCCACACUCAAAAAUUAUUGUCAAGUGCUUGAAAAAGUUAAUAUACCUUACCAGCUUGUGCUGAAGAUGUAAUGUACGUAGAAGAAUGCAAACAAAUAAAGAACAGUAUCUCAACCUAAUGUGAUUUUUACGUUUCUUCACACAAGAUAUACACACUGCAUGUAGAGGAAUUAAGAAUUAUGCAAAAAUUCAUUUUCAUCCAAUAUACUAUUGCAAAAACUCACCUGGCUAAACCUUCGCAGUUGAGCUCUUCGUCUGCAUAGUAAAAAGGGCUAAGAAAAUUCACUAGUGGGGGUAGAGGGAGGUGUGGAGGGUUUCAUAUAGUUUAUACCAUCAAUGUUUGGUCAUAUCUCUUUUUGUGGGAUAAAAUAUUUGCAUUUAUGGGGAACAUUUUAUUCCUCUCCUUUGCCUUAGAGCUGACCAAGGCAACCCUCUUGCUUUUAACCCCUCUGAUUAAGAGAUAAAAUAGAAAAUGGGAGACCGAUAUGUAUACUAAACACAAAUGGGGAAAAGUAAAAGGAAUUUGAAAUACGCUAUUUAUCCAGAGUCUAAUAAUGUUCAGUUCCCUGCUGAUGCUCUUUUUAAGAGGCCGAAGCAGCCAUAGCUUAUGGUAGCCCUGUAAGCUGCACUUGAAACACAAGUCCUCAAGAAGUUUGGGCAGAAGAGAC
This is a messenger RNA of Podarcis lilfordi (Lilford's wall lizard), 18220 nucleotides long. Lineage: Eukaryota; Metazoa; Chordata; Lepidosauria; Squamata; Lacertidae. The record is from the annotation of a GenBank genome assembly.